Caenorhabditis bovis is the source of this 2112-nucleotide messenger RNA. The record is from the annotation of a GenBank genome assembly. NCBI's taxonomy places the organism in Eukaryota, Metazoa, Nematoda, Chromadorea, Rhabditida, Rhabditidae.
AUGAGACGACAUUUGAUACCGUUACUCAUUAUUUUAAGCGGAUUUGUCGCACAUUUAGAAGCUGAAGAGAGUUUUUUGCGGCGAGCGAAACGACAAUGUCCGUGCGCCAAACUGCAAACUUCCAAAUGCAAUUGUUUUUCGACAGGACUCGGAGCUCAACGUUGCUCAUGCGCCAAUGAGCCGCUACCCGCUAGCUGCUCGUGCGCAGCGCAAGCCCACACUACGGUAUGCCAGCCGGCGUGUUUGCGGACAUGCGUCGAUUCGUGUGUGCGGACUUCGCGGCAGCCGGCGCCACUUUGCGAGCAGACUUGCCAAUUCACUUGUACACAAGCAUGCCUUCCGCAGACAAUUUCGAGUCCGAUUAAGGUGGUGGUCGCGCAGCAAACGAGCUCGUCGCGUUGCCCAACGGUUUGCGAGCAAUCGUGCGAUGUCAGUUGUGCCGGCCAGGUGAAUCGCUAUUACUGCAUGGAUAUGUGUCGGAAAAGCUGCGAGCCAACUUGCGUUCAGAACGCGGUUACUGUAAACGUCGAGCAGGUUACGACAACUCAAGAACCGACCUGCAUUGCGGCGUGUCGUCCAGCAUGUGACGCCGAAUGCAUUGAGGACAUGCGGCGGUACGAAGUCAUCGUGCAGAAGGACUGCCCGUCGUCGUGCAUGCCGUCGUGCUCGGCGAACUGUAUGCACCAGACAACUGUGGCGACGUGCAUUCCCGCCUGUCGCCCAUCAUGUCUUCCCGAGUGUAUCUACGGCUACCUGCCAGCGCAUCCGCCACCGCCAAGUCGCCUCUGCGUGCCGUCUUGCAUGCCGGCUUGCGAGCAAGUCUGCAUUCAGGCGGUUACAACAGUGACCACAUCGGCUCCGCGAUGCGCGAUCCCGGCUUGCUUGCCGGCCUGCACACCGGACUGUCUCUAUUCCUACGGUACCACUUUGGCGACGUCCCAUUGUGUUGCGGCUUGUCAGCCAGCAUGCGACACAAAAUGCAUUGUCAACCAGAUAAUUAUGAGAAGAUCUGACUACUACAGCACUCCUGGUCCAUGUAUUCCGGCAUGUCGACCAAUGUGCACAAGGCAUUGUGUUGCUUCGCAUUUGCCAUAUAGGGUUCCAUUCCAUCCCAUUGAUAUGAUGCACCACAGUUGUGUUCCGGCUUGCCAACCGCUUUGUCAGCCGCGUUGCAUACACGCUUACAAGUAUCAAGUGCAACAGGUCCACCGGCAUCGCUAUGGAUGUGUUCCGGCGUGUCAGCCCGCGUGUGAGCACCGAUGCAUUCAACGAUAUAGUAUUCAACAUGGAUUUAUGCAGCACAGCAACUGCAUUGCUGCUUGCCUUCCUGGCUGCGAGCCGGGAUGCCUUCAACGCUAUGAAUCUCUUGCGACGAUGUCCGUGAUGGGUGAUUGUGUUCCACAAUGCCAGCCGCUAUGUUCGUCGGAGUGCAUUCAAAGAACGAUUAUGACGACAUCGAGACCCUACUGUGUCCCACAAUGUCAACCAUUAUGCAGUACAGAGUGCAUAAGAUACGCGUCAAGGAUUACCACUGCUCCAGGAUACUGUGUUCCAGAAUGCCAGCCAACAUGCCUCCAGCAUUGUAUUGAUGCUCAAAUGAUAACACUUCCGAUGAGACAAUUCCAAUGCGCACCAGCUUGCCAGCCACUCUGCGAGCAUCGAUGCACACGCAACUAUCAGUUUGAUUUGUUUGUUCCUCAUAUGGACGAUUCUGGUGACUGCCUUCCAACAUGUCUGGACGGCUGCAAGACUACCUGUGAGACAUCUGAACAAUGCUUUGCGGUAUGUCAGGAAACUUGCAACACGAAUUGCGCGUCGUCAAUCUCUUCAUCAAAGAAGGAUGUGAAGUUGGAAAUUGUGCUCAGCGAUCCUUUGGAAGAGAAGGUCACCUGUGGACCGGUUUGCACUUCCCAGUGCACCGAACAAUGUCAAGCCAAGCUCUCCUCGAGUAUUUCGGUCUGUACAUCGGCGUGCCAGAACGCGUGCCGGGAAAAUUGUCCAAUCGAAGUGGAAGCUUGUACCGGAAGCGGCGCGGAAUGUUUAUGUCCCAGCGGAUUUUCGAUGUGCGGCGAAAACCAGUGCUGCCGGAAAAGGAAAAGGAAGCUCACGUAA